Molecule: messenger RNA, 1156 nt
Organism: Coregonus clupeaformis (lake whitefish)
Lineage: Eukaryota; Metazoa; Chordata; Actinopteri; Salmoniformes; Salmonidae
Product: sorcin-like
Exons: 8
Coding region: 107-727 (206 amino acids)
Molecular function (GO): calcium ion binding
Source: RefSeq, a predicted model, not a curated record
CAUCCGACACUCCCCUUGUGUAAAGCAGGGCAGGGCAGGGCAAGUCAGGGAAGGGGAUUAUUUAUUGCCAGUUGCUAUCACAGUGUUAUUCUUUUAAUUCAUAGAAAUGAGUUAUCCGGGAUAUGGUGCUCCCGCAGGCGGAUACCCUGGAGGGUAUGGAGGUGCCCCUGCUGGUGGCCACCCUCCUGGUGGCCCUGGUUUUGGUGGAUACCCUGGUCAGCAGCAAGACCCUCUCUAUGGAUUUUUUGCUGCUGUUGCAGGCCAGGACGGGCACAUAUCAGCGGAAGAGCUCCAGCAAUGCCUCACACAGGCUAACUUCUCUGGUGGCUACAAACCUUUUAACCUGGAGACCUGCAGACUGAUGAUCAACAUGCUGGAUAGAGACAUGUCCUGUACUAUGGGCUUCAAUGAGUUCAAGGAGCUGUGGACAGUGCUCAACGGCUGGAAACAACACUUCAUGUCCAUUGACCGUGACCAGAGUGGGACCGUGGACCCCCAGGAGAUGCACCAGGCAGUCACUUCUAUGGGCUACAGGCUGAGCCCACAAGCCAUGAACGGCAUCAUCAAGAGAUUCAGUUCUCAGGGGAAGAUCACCUUUGAUGACUACGUAGCUUGUUGUGUAAAACUCAGAACCCUGACUGAUUUGUUCCGGAAGCGGGACCAAGCUGGACAGGGAAUGGCCACAUUUCCAUACGAUGAUUUCAUCCAGUGCACGAUGUGCACAUGAAGAGACAGAGCAGAUUUUUUUUUGGACUCAUACCAUAAUCUGAAAAAUUUAGCAUGUUAAUUCUUUCCUGACAUGUAUUUUUGAUACUCACAAAUCACUUUAUUGUUUUGAUUGCUUUUAUACAAACAUGACUAAAACCUAAUUGUCACAUUCCACAUUAAUGGUUUUGAAAUAGGAAGUUACUAUAAAAUCAUAACAUUACCAUAGGAAACUGGAAUAUUAGCAAACUAUAACCACUAGGUGUGCCUAUAAACCCAUGUCACCACUGUAUGUUAUGUCACUGUUGAAAGUCUUUACUAUUCAUCAUGCUAAUCAAGAUAUCCCAAAGAGUGCCUGGUGCUGUGCAAAAUUAACUAUAGCUGCGAGAAAUCUUCUCUGUAUGUGAAAGAGAGUAAUAAACGCGCCCAUAUAUGUGUGGAAUACACCUCC